AUGAAACCAUCGAUUUACUUUUUAACUGUUUUCAUACUUCUCCUUCUCAUAUUACCAACGGCGGUCCCUAGUCACGACUACUCCGAUGCUCUUAGAAAGUCAAUCCUCUUCUUCGAAGGUCAACGUUCCGGUCGUCUUCCUAUACAACAAAGGAUGGCGUGGCGUCGUAACUCUGCCCUCAACGACGGCAAAAACCUCAAUACCGACCUCGUUGGUGGUUACUACGACGCUGGAGACAACGUUAAGUUUCAUUUUCCGAUGGCUUUCACGGCCACGAUGCUUGCUUGGAGCUCUGUCGACUUCGGCAGUUACAUGUCUCCGAAUGAUUUUGGACACAAUCUUGUAGCUCUCAAGUGGGCCACCGAUUACCUCCUUAAGGCCGUGUCACAACUCCCUAAUCGCAUCUUCGUCCAAGUAGGUGAAGCACAAGCGGACCAUGAUUGUUGGGAAAGACCGGAAGACAUGGACACGCCACGAACCGCUUUCGCCUUAGAUGCACCACAUCCAGCCUCCGAUUUGGCAGGAGAAAUCGCGGCAGCUUUAGCAGCUGCUUCAAUCGCAUUCAAACAAGCAAAUCCAAAUUAUUCUAGAAUAUUGCUCGAUAAAGCCGUAAAAACUUUUCAGUACGCAGAUUCACAUCGUGGAUCUUAUACUGAUAAUCCGAACGUAAACCAAGCUGUUUGCCCUUUUUACUGCAGUGUUAAUGGAUAUAAGGAUGAGUUGCUAUGGGGAGCUGCGUGGCUACGGAGAGCGACCGGUAGUGAAUUUUACCUAAACUACUUGUUGCAAAAUCGUCAAGCUUUCGGUGCAGAUUUCAAUUACUUUGAGUUUGGAUGGGACAACAAAGUUGGUGGUGUCAAUGUUCUCAUUGCUAAGGAAAUAUUUGAGAACAAUGUGACGGCGUUAACAGCAUAUAAAGAUACCGCAGAGAAAAUGAUGUGUGCAUUUUUUCGGGAAACAAGCGGUCCACACAUGAGUUACACUCCCGGCGGCCUCCUUUACAAAUCCGGAAGCAGCCAGCUUCAGAACACGGCUGCACUGUCUUUCCUCCUCCUUACCUACGCGGACUACCUCUCCAAAUCCUCUCAACAGCUCCAUUGCGGUAACCUCAUGUUUCCACCGGAUUCUCUUCGCCGCAUAGUCAAACGACAGGUGGACUACGUUUUGGGAGAUAAUCCAAUGAAAAUAUCAUACAUGGUUGGAUACGGGGAGCAGUACCCGAGGCAGAUACACCACCGUGGCUCGUCUAUACCAUCUGUUAGUGUUCAUCCGAAUGCGUUCGGGUGCUUACAAGGAUGGAGUAUUUUCUCGUCACCGAAUCCUGACCCGAACGUUCUCGUAGGAGCGGUGCUUGGAGGGCCUGACGUUGAUGAUAAAUUCAUCGGAAAACGGACCAAUGCUAGCGAUACGGAGCCCACGACGUACAUCAAUGCUCCCUUUGUUGGUGUCUUUGCCUACUUUAAAAGCCAUCCCAACUUCUCUUGA
Microthlaspi erraticum is the source of this 1485-nucleotide messenger RNA. Lineage: Eukaryota; Viridiplantae; Streptophyta; Magnoliopsida; Brassicales; Brassicaceae. The record is from the annotation of a GenBank genome assembly.